Toxotes jaculatrix (banded archerfish) is the source of this 2561-nucleotide messenger RNA. Its product is annotated as N-acetyllactosaminide beta-1,3-N-acetylglucosaminyltransferase 2. The record is from RefSeq and is a predicted model, not a curated record. Gene Ontology annotation, molecular function: hexosyltransferase activity. NCBI's taxonomy places the organism in Eukaryota, Metazoa, Chordata, Actinopteri, Toxotidae. Bases 319 to 1725 code for a protein of 468 amino acids. The transcript is spliced from 2 exons. Gene Ontology annotation, cellular component: membrane.
CUCGUGCAUACACCUGUGUGUAUCUUGUGUUAAGCUUUUCUGUGUUCAGUAAAAAAAAACUCCUGGAACUGCAGCAGCCUCCUCAGCCAACAGGCCACUUGAGUUUAGGCUGAAGAAGAAAAACCUUCUUCACAGAUCACUGGACUGAUUUUCUGGAUUACAUCUUCAGUUCUUGUGAGGUGGAAUCUUAUUUUCUUUCUGUUUUCAUAUGAAAUAAGCUAAUGAUGGGUUCAUCAGAUUUCUAGCAUGGGCCAUCAACUUUAUCAUCAAAGGAGAUCAGUAUUCAGUAAAUGAGGAGCCUUCACUUUAAACAGUUGAAUGGCACGGUGUUACUGUCGCUGGCGUAACGUGUUAAUCUGCGUGUGCACCCCAUGCAUCUGCCUGGUCCUGCUGUUCUUCUAUGUCGCUGUCAUGUUGAGCAUGAGCAUGAAUAGCACAACACCGGCCGGGACCGUAGUCUGGGAAAGUGGCCCACAAAGUGCUCAUUUUGUGGCCCCAGGAAUUUUUAGUAGUAACAACAACUUCCCCCCAGUGCCUAAAACUUUCUGGGAGCUCCACUUGCAUAGGGAUGCCUUUUGGAACCAUCUCCAGCUGGCAGUCGACCAUCAUUUCAACCCCAUCCUGCACCCUGACAACAUGAAGACAGGAUCUGAUAACACCACCUUUUAUGAAUCUCUACUGAGGCAAAGUUUUGCAUUAGUUACCGACCUGGACACCACGAAGAGAAACUUAGACAAGCUACCAGAGCAGAUUCAAGAGUUUGUGAGUCACAUGGAAAUGAGGGACUACCCAACCCUCAUACAGCCAGAUGGAGUAUGUGGAGCUGGGGCAAAAGAUGAGAAGGAGCCACCUCUGCUUGUCCUGGCUAUCAAGACAACAGAGCUGAACUUUAAGAACCGACAGGCCAUUCGACAGACCUGGGGCCAUGCGGGGUGGGUGACAGGAGAGGGGAGGAACCGCAGCAGAGGAGAACAGGAUGGAGGAUAUGUCCGCAGGGUGUUCUUGCUAGGCAAAGAAAGCCCUGAGGAGCUGGGUGUAGAUCUAUCUGAGUUAUUGGAGAUAGAGAAUAAACAUUAUGGAGACAUUCUGCAGUGGGACUUCAAAGACACAUUUUUUAACCUCACUUUGAAGGAUGUGCUCUUCUGGAAAUGGUUCUCACGUUUCUGCGGCCAGACUCGCUUUGUCUUCAAGGGAGACGACGAUGUCUUUGUCAACACCCCAAAAAUGAUUACCUAUCUCCAGGACCAGCUAAAGAAGCCGAACGCCGACGAGACCAUGAAAGACUUCAUGGUUGGAGAUGUCAUAGGCGCAGCCAUCCCCAACCGAGUGAACGACUCCAAGUACUUCAUCCCUGACAGCUUCUACAAGGGCCUCUAUCCUACCUAUGCAGGCGGGGGAGGGGUGGUGUACUCUGGCCUGUUGACCAAACGCCUACACAACAUGUCUAAAAGGGUUCACCUGUUCCCCAUUGAUGACGUCUAUGUAGGUAUGUGCAUGAUUCGGCUUGACGCCCACCCCGUUCACCACCCUGCCUUCCUCACAUUUGAUUUUCCUGAUAAGGAAGAGGAGGAGGAGCUCUGUUCGUACCACAGAAUCCUAUUGGUCCACAAACGAAGUCCCUACCAGAUAGUUAAACUGUGGACCCACAUCAAAAACACAGAAACACAGUGUUGGGAUGUGCCUCUAAGGAAUGAAGACAAGAGGGAGAAGAAACCAAAACUCUAAGACUAUCUCCUGUGAUUUAUGGCAAAGUUCAUCAUAUAGAGUUACCAAGAGGUGACACUGUGUUAACUAACAUCUAUAUUUAUUUACUAUUAUUUAACUUCAUUUAUUACACUAAGCAAUGUGAAAACCUUGGGGUCCACCAAAACAACAGUGUUUUCUGCGUAUGUUAAUCCACUUACUACAAAGAACACAUUCCUUGCAGAACCACUGUUUUAAAAAGUUUUUUUUAUUUGAGAUGCGUUUCUCCUUCCUCUCAAGCAGCUGUUGCUUGCUGUUCACUGUAUUAUGAAAAUAACCCGCUCUUCAGACUGUGAUCCAGCACAGUGACCGUCAUAGACAGGACACACAGACACGAUGGUCAUUCAAAAGGAUUCUUUAACUCAUCACGUUUGAAGUCUGCAGGUUUGAAAUGGAUGAGAAAAAUGUAGUUAAACAAAUUAAAAGCACUACGCAAUGCAACAGAAAAUGGCCAGCAGCCUGGCCCUUAAAGCUCAGAGUGAUGAAACCGGGAGGGCCUCCCCUCUCUUUGUUUGCCUCAUCUGCAUUACAUGAGCGGCUGCUCUCAGCCAAUCAACUUCCAGUGUUGUCUUAGAGUCAAAAGUUAAUCCUGCACCAACAGUCUCACAAUAAGCCAAUAUGAAGAAUAUGUAAAAUACACUUUUGUACAUUCCUCUGAACCAAUUCUUAUUUUGGAACAAGCUUUUAGUACUCCCUGCUCUGAGUCCCUGAAAACAGCUUCUAAUUGAUCUGCAAUGUGCAGAAAGUUCCUGCAGAACUGGUUCCACCGGCAGUUACAAGCAAACAAAGAGCGAUGUGAAUUGUGAGGUAAUCGCUUG